Messenger RNA from Paraglomus occultum, 200 nucleotides. Lineage: Eukaryota; Fungi; Glomeromycota; Glomeromycetes; Paraglomerales; Paraglomeraceae. The record is from the annotation of a GenBank genome assembly.
ACAACAGUAGGAAUUUAUCGAGUGUGUGGUGGGUUAUUGGUUAUGGUUUAAAAACUGUUGACGAGGCCAAAAAGUCUUCUCGGCGCUUUUUUAAACCAAAGGCUCUACUGAAAAUGACCUUUGGUUUAGAAAAACUUCGUCGUGAGCAUAAAGUGAGCGGAAUCGAAGUUUCUGCUAAUGGCAAUGUGGAUAUGCAGUGA